This is a messenger RNA of Haliotis rubra (blacklip abalone), 9244 nucleotides long. Its product is annotated as CAD protein-like. Gene Ontology annotation, biological process: L-glutamine metabolic process; 'de novo' pyrimidine nucleobase biosynthetic process; UTP biosynthetic process. Lineage: Eukaryota; Metazoa; Mollusca; Gastropoda; Lepetellida; Haliotidae. Gene Ontology annotation, cellular component: cytoplasm; cytosol. The record is from RefSeq and is a predicted model, not a curated record. Gene Ontology annotation, molecular function: carbamoyl-phosphate synthase (glutamine-hydrolyzing) activity; aspartate carbamoyltransferase activity; dihydroorotase activity.
ACAGUGAUGGCGGAUGUUUGCCAUGUGGAAGUCUCAUUUUGAGUAGGACCAGCCAAGAAAGUAUUUUUUCGUCAAUAUCAGAUUUCAAGAAAAUCGUUUUUGUCAACAGAGACAGUGCGCGGGUAAACCACGUGCAGACUCCCGCGCUUGUUCGUUCAUUCAAAAGUGGUCAAAUCUCAGUUGUCAUCAAACGAUCUGACUCGAAGCAUGGAUAUGGCGACUUUACAUCUAGAAGAUGGGUCAUCGUACCACGGGCACCUGUUCGGAGCUGCUGUUAGUGUUCCAGGCGAAGUCGUGUUCCAGACAGGCAUGGUGGGUUACCCAGAAUCCCUCACUGACCCAUCCUACAGGAAGCAGAUCCUGGUGUUGACGUACCCACUGAUCGGGAAUUAUGGCAUCGCUGAUGAAGAAACUGAUGAGUUUGGACUGAAGAAAUGGUUUGAAUCAUCUGAGAUCCAUGUAGCAGCCUUGAUAAUAGGAGACUUGACUGAGAAGCGAAGUCAUUGGGCUGCGGUGAAGUCGCUUGCAACAUGGCUGGAAGAACAACAUAUCCCAGCAAUAUGGGGAGUUGAUACUAGAGAUCUGACAAAAAAGAUCCGAGAGAAAGGGACCAUGCUUGGGAAGGUUGUGGUGGAUGGUGAGGACCCAGAAUCUGUCGCCCUGGUGGACCCAAACGUCACCAACCUCGUCAAGGAGGUGUCGAUCCAGAAGCCCAUGGUGUAUAAUAAAUCGGGUGAUUUGAAGAUCAUGGCGGUGGAUUGUGGCAUCAAGUACAACCAGAUCCGUUGUCUCUGUCAGCGUGGGGCUCGGGUCACUGUGGUGCCGUGGGACCACCCCAUCAACAGCGCAGACUAUGAUGGUUUGUUCCUUAGUAACGGACCAGGUGACCCAACGAUGUGUGGUACAACUAUCUCCAAUGUUGGUCGUGUUCUCAACGAAACCAACUUCAAGCCAGUGUUUGGCAUAUGCCUUGGUCACCAGCUCCUUUCCCUAGCCAUCGGCGCCAAGACGUUCAAGAUGAAAUAUGGUAACCGUGGCCACAACCAGCCCUGCAGGUACGAGGAUUCCAUCCGCUGCUACAUCACCACGCAGAACCAUGGAUUUGCUGUCGAUCCCGACUCGCUCCCAGAAGACUGGGUGCCACUGUUUACCAACGCUAACGACAAGACUAACGAGGGAGUCAUCCACACUGACAAGCCAUUCUUCAGCGUACAGUUCCACCCAGAACACAUGGCGGGCCCACAGGACCUGGAGGUGUUGUUUGAUGUCUUCCUGGACCAGGUCAAGGCACACAGGCAGGGCGAGAUCAGCCCGACAGUGAGAGAGAGGGUGUCUAUGAAGCUGAGGAGCCCAGGAAUCACACUGAACGUCCAGCAGGCACCACCCAGGCCCAAGAAGGUGCUGAUCCUUGGGUCUGGGGGAUUGUCCAUCGGCCAGGCAGGAGAGUUCGACUACUCUGGAUCUCAGGCCAUCAAAGCCCUGAAGGAGGAAGGCAUCCAUACAGUCCUCGUCAACCCCAACAUCGCAACUGUCCAGACGUCCAAGGGCCUGGCCGACAAAGUAUACUUCCUGCCUAUAACCCCCGACUAUGUAACCCAGGUUAUAAGGAGCGAGAGGCCUGAUGGGAUUUUGCUGACGUUUGGUGGGCAGACGGCACUGAAUUGUGGGAUACAACUGACCGAUCGAGGUGUCCUAGAAAAGUACAAUGUCAGAGUUUUGGGGACGCAGGUGGCUUCCAUCGAGUGGACAGAGGACAGGAAGAUAUUUGCAGAGAAAAUGGCGGAGAUUAAAGAACAUGUGGCCCCCAGCGAGGCGGCCUACACUGUUGACCAGGUUGUGCAAGCAGCGGAAACCUUGGGUUACCCUGUUCUGAUCCGAGCAGCGUUUGCCCUGGGUGGGCUGGGGUCCGGGUUCGCAGCCAACAAGGAAGAGCUGCUAGUUCUGGCUAGUGCCAUCUUUGCUCACACCAGCCAGGUGUUGAUAGACAAGUCUCUGAAAGGCUGGAAGGAGGUGGAAUAUGAGGUGGUCAGGGACGCCUACGACAACUGCAUCACGGUGUGUAACAUGGAGAAUGUGGACCCACUCGGCAUCCAUACCGGGGAGUCCAUUGUUGUCGCCCCCAGUCAGACCCUCACCAACGCAGAGUACAACAUGCUGAGAACUACAGCCAUCAAGGUCAUCCGCCAUCUCCGGGUUGUUGGAGAGUGCAAUAUCCAGUAUGCCCUCAAUCCACACUCACAGCAGUAUUACAUCAUUGAGGUGAAUGCCCGACUGUCUCGCAGCUCAGCCCUCGCCAGCAAGGCCACCGGGUACCCACUUGCUUACAUCGCUGCCAAGCUGUCGCUAGGAAUCCCCCUCCCCGAGCUGAAGAAUUCUGUCACCAACUCCACCACAGCGUGCUUCGAGCCCAGUCUCGACUACUGUGUCGUCAAGAUUCCUCGCUGGGACCUGCGCAAGUUUUCCAGGGUCUCAACCAAGAUUGGCAGCUCCAUGAAGAGCGUGGGAGAGGUGAUGGCCAUCGGACGCAAGUUUGAGGAGGCGGUACAGAAGGCCCUGAGGAUGAUGGACGGGAGCGUGCUCGGCUUUGAUCCAUACCUCAAAACUGUCUCCGAAACUGAACUCCGUGAGCCGACAGAUGAGCGCAUCUUUGUCCUGUCUGCGGCUCUGAAGCAGGGAUACAGCAUAGAGCAUCUGUAUGAGCUGACCAAGAUUGACCACUGGUUCCUGCAAAAGUUCAAACACAUCACGGACCACAUCACAACCAUGGAACAGUACAGGGGCAAGGCCAGUACUGUUCCCAAGGAGACUCUCCUUUAUGCCAAACAGUUGGGCUUCUCAGACGAGCAGAUAGCUGUUGCCAUAGAGAGUACGGAGCUUGCGGUGCGGAAACAUCGUGAGGCUUUAGCGAUUACACCGUGGAUCAAGCAGAUUGAUACAGUGGCUGCCGAGUGGCCCGCCCAGACCAACUACCUGUACUUGACCUACAGCGGCCAGAGCCAUGACCUUGACUUCCCCGGGGGCUACAUCCUCGUUGUCGGCUCCGGCGUGUAUCGCAUCGGCAGCAGCGUCGAGUUUGACUGGUGUGCUGUCAACUGUAUCAGGGAACUUCGCAUACGGUCCUUCGAGGAGUGCUACCGGUGCGCAGCCCAGCAUUUAAAGGUGGCGGUCCACUCAGCCUACCUGUCUGCUCUGCAGGGGCAGCUGGUGGACCAGAGCGCUUGUGACGCCGACUUGUCGGCGCCAGUGCUCGCGCGGCAGCUCACGGGGGUACACUCACAUCUGGCUCGGGAUAGCAUUAGGUGCUGUGCCAGUUUAUGCGGGGAGGCAGCGGAGGCUGUUUCUACCUUCAAAGACUCUAAGCCUUUGUUGGAGCAGCCCUCCGGCUCCUGCGCCACCGGCCUUCCCGCUUCGCUUCCGCUUAUCCUUCUGCCCGGCGAAGGAUGCUGCAAAGUGGACUGCCCUUUGCAGUCAAGCGAGCAGGCAGGCGCAGGCAAGGCAAGGGCAGGCCUGCUCAAGCUCAGCAGCCUUUUCGGGGCAAGGGGAAGCCAGCCCGGCUUCCCACUGAUUCCUUCCCCAGAGCCCUUAUUGCCCCCACUCACGCAUGGCGGAGACUUGCCGACUUGGAGGCGAGAUCCUCCGUCCUUUCUCGGGGUUCGGGCUGCGCCUGUGCCGACCUCGCGACAAAGCGGGCCAGCUCCGUGCGAAGUUCAGUCCUUACUGAACAAGGCAGCCAUCGAGUGGUUCCUGUGGGUCAACAAGGAGAGGGCUCGGAUCCUUGGCACUUCUCCAGAAAGUAUCGACAAUGCGGAGAAUCGGUUCAAGUUCUCCCGUAUGCUGGACAACAUGGGGAUCAGUCAGCCGAUGUGGAAGGAACUCUCCACUUUGGAGAGUGCCCGGAAGUUCUGUUCGGAAGUCAGCUACCCCUGUCUGGUGCGACCCUCCUACGUGUUGAGUGGCGCAGCGAUGAACGUGGCCCACACACCCCAGGAUCUGGAGACAUUCCUCACGCAGGCCAGCGCUGUGUCCAAGGAGCAUCCAGUUGUCAUCUCCAAGUUCAUCCUGGAAGCUAAGGAGAUUGACGUUGAUGCUGUCGCCUGUGAUGGGGAGGUAGUCUGCAUGGCUGUGUGCGAACACGUGGAAAAUGCAGGUGUACAUUCAGGGGAUGCAACUCUCGUGACCCCACCUCAGGACUUGAAUGAUGAGACAUUGGCAAAGAUCAAAGCAAUUUGUUGCGCUAUUGGUCGAGCUCUGGAGGUCACUGGACCAUUUAACCUUCAGCUCAUUGCCAAGGACAACCAACUGAAGGUCAUCGAGUGCAAUGUGAGAGUCUCAAGGUCAUUCCCUUUUGUAUCCAAAGCAUUGGACAAAGAUUUGGUUGCCUUGGCAACAAGAGUGAUUACGGGGGAAAUGGUCGACCCAGAAAACAUCCUUCAAGGUUGUGGAAGAGUGGCAGUCAAGGUGCCGGUGUUCUCCUUCAUGCGGCUGCAGGGUGCCGAUGUGCUCCUGGGGGUGGAGAUGGCCAGCACGGGGGAGGUGGCUUGCUUCGGGGAGGACAGAUACGAGGCCUACCUCAAGGCCCAGAUCAGUACAGGGGUGAAGAUUCCCAGGAAGAAUAUCCUCCUGUCCAUUGGAAGUUUCAAGUACAAGAAUGAGCUGAUCCCCACCGUGCGAACCCUCACCGAGAUGGGCUACAACCUGUUUGCCAGCAUGGGUACCGCUGACUUCUACAAUGAACAUGGAUUCCAGGUGAAGGCAGUCGAUUGGCCAUACGAGGACACAGGCGAGAGCAAGAAUGGUGCAGAGCAGCGUACUAUUGCCGACUAUCUGGCAGACAACAUGUUCGAUUUGGUGAUCAACUUGCCUCUACGGAACGGAGGCUCUCAUCGGGCGUCCUCGUUCGUCACCCAGGGUUACAAGACUCGGAGAAUGGCAGUGGAUUAUUCAGUUCCCCUGAUCACAGAUGUCAAAUGUACAAAGCUCUUUGUGGAGGCGCUGAGGAGACGGAAGGGUGCUCCACCUAUGAAGACGCACAUUGACUGCAUCUCAUCACAAAGAAUCGUCAGGCUCCCUGGCCUCAUCGACGUCCACGUGCAUGUCCGUGAGCCAGGUGCCACACACAAGGAAGACUGGUCCUCGUGCACUGCUGCGGCCCUAGCAGGGGGGAUAACUCUAAUUCUUGCCAUGCCUAACACAAACCCAGCUACUGUAGACCAGGGGUCAUUCGCCCUAACACAAAAGUUGGCACAAGAGAAGGCUCGUUGUGACUAUGGCCUGUUUGUGGGAGCUAGUGCGGACAAUUCUCAGGUCUUGCCAUUGUUUGGGGCAAAGGCUUGUGCUCUCAAGAUGUACCUGAACCCAACUUUCACCACUCUCCAUCUGCAGGAUAUGUCGGACUGGAUGAAGCACUUCGAACACUGGCCCAAGAACUUCCCGCUGUGCGUCCAUGCUGAAGGCGUCAUGACGGCCUCUGUGCUGCUACUGGCCGAGCUGUACCAGAGACCGGUCCAUGUGUGCCACGUGGCUCGCAAGUCAGAGAUUCAGGUGAUCAAGUUAGCGAAAGAGCGAGGACUUCCUGUCACAUGUGAGGUGACUCCCCAUCAUCUGUUUCUCACUUCAGACGACCUUGAGAAUAUCGGGGACAAGCGGGGUCAAGUCAGACCAUGCCUUUGUUCCAAGGAAGACCAGCUUGCAUUGUGGGAGAACAUUGAUAUCAUUGACUGCUUUGCAACAGAUCAUGCCCCCCACUCUGUGGAGGAGAAGGAUGCAGCCAACCCACCCCCGGGAUUCCCCGGUCUGGAGACCAUGCUUCCCAUGUUGCUCACUGCCGUCAACGAAGGGCGACUCACUCUUGAGGACAUUAUCAGCCGUCUCAGCACCAACCCACGUCGCAUCUUUGGUUUGCCGGAGCAGCCUGACACGUACAUCGAGGUGGACCUGGAUCACAAGUGGACUGUCCCAAAGGCCAUGAAGUUCACCAAAUCUAAGUGGACACCAUUUGCUGGGAUGAAUGUGGUUGGAGCUGUGCGGAGAGUUGUGCUGAGAGGGGAGGUGGCUUACAUAGAUGGUGAAGUUUUGGCUGCGCCUGGAAAUGGCAUCGACGUGAAGACACUACCCCAACCUGCCACACCCAAGCAGGCAACAGAACAGUUGUCAGUCCAUAUCCCUACCAUGCCCUCAUCGCUGCCUUCAUCCGAGCCAGCAAGUCCUCGCCGGGCCCUCAUGGACAAGUUCCCCUUGCCUCCCCGCCCCUCCCGAACCUUGGAGGGUCAGCUCCAGCCAAUCGGAGAUUCCCCAGAACACCUACACAAGGAGAUGAAGCCAGCUGCUGUCUCUUGCCUUCUAGAGAGUCUCACAGAUUUGUAUGGAGGUCACGGUGACUUCCUCCGUAAGGAGCUCCCGGUCACCCCCAGCCAACACAGCCACGCCCUGCAGCCUGUGGGGCUGCCCCACUACACUCCUGGGCUCACCAACCACCAUGUGCUCUCUGUCAUGGGAUUCAACAGGGAGCAGCUUCAUCAGAUCUUCAAUCUUGCCCACAACUUCCGUGUGGCAGUGAUGAGGGAUCGCCCACUUGACUACAUCCUCAAGGGCAAGGUGAUGGCGUCGUUGUUUUAUGAGGUGAGCACGAGAACCUGCUGUUCCUUCUCUGCUGCCAUGCAGCGCCUAGGUGGCGCUGUCGUGGCCCUCAAUGAAGCCACUUCCUCCUCCAAGAAAGGGGAGACCUUGCAAGAUACUGUGGCCAUGAUGUCUGGGUAUGCAGAUGUCAUUGUGAUUCGCCACCCAGAGCCAGGGGCUGUCAGUACUGCAGCAGGGGCAAGUCGGAAGCCGGUCAUCAACGCUGGUGACGGGACUGGCGAACACCCAACACAAGCGCUGCUGGACGUCUUCACGAUACGAGAAGAGAUCGGAACUGUCAAUGGACUCACAAUUACUAUGGUUGGGGACUUAAAGAACGGCCGCACUGUUCACUCCCUGGCCCGUCUGCUGACGUUGUACCGUGUCAACCUACGCUACGUGUCUCCGCCGUCCCUGCAGAUGCCGGAGGACGUCCAACAGCUGGUUCGGUCACGUGGCAUCAGACAGGAGGUGUUUAAUUCCCUGGAAGAGGCCUUGUCGGACACGGAUGUUCUUUACAUGACACGGAUACAAAAAGAGAGGUUCACGUCCCUUCAAGAAUACGAACAGGCAUGUGGACAGUUCAUAGUGACCCCUGAAGUGAUGACAAAGGCCAAGAAGAAGAUGGUCGUGAUGCAUCCCCUUCCUCGUGUGUUCGAGAUCAGCUCCAGCUUCGACUCAGAUCCCCGUGCUGCAUACUUCCGCCAGGCCGAGAAUGGCAUGUAUGUUCGCAUGUCCUUGUUGGCCCUUGUCCUGGGGAAAUGCUGACCUCACACCACAGCCUACAUUCAGACGGACAUUGGACAACCAAACACACAUUCAGAUGGACAUUGGACAACCAAUCACAUAUUGAGGCAUAUCUCGUACAACCAUUGACACAUUAAGACAGAGCAUGGACAAAAAUUCACUCACACACACAGAGCUUGACAACCAUUCACAUAAUCAGAAGUACCUUGGAAGAUCAUCCACACAUUGAAACGAAGCUUGGACAACCAUUCAUACAUUGAAAGAAAGCUUGAACAACCAUUCACAUAUUCGAGCAGACUGUGGACAACCAAUCACAUAUUCAGAUGGACCAUGGACAACCAUUCUCGUAUUCAGUUGGACUGUGGACAACCAUUCACAUAUUCAGACGGACUGUGGACAACCAUUCAUGUAUUCAGACGGACCGUGGACAACCAUUCACGUAUUCAGACGGACCGUGGACAACCAAUCACAUAUUCAGACGGACCGUGGACAACCAUUCACGUAUUCAGACGGACCGUGGACAACCAUUCACGUAUUCAGACGGACCGUGGACAACCAUUCACGUAUUCAGACGGACCGUGGACAACCAUUCACACAUUGAGAUUGACAACUUUCAGCACACUGGAGGGACCGUGGACCUCGGACAACCAUUCACACAUUGAGGUGGGCUUUAGACAACCAUCAGCUCACUGGAGAGUCCUUGGACAACCAUCAACACUGUGAUGGACAAAAGCAACCAUGUUUGGUUGUGGUUUAAACUAUAUCUUUCGAAUGAAAUACUUGAGAAAAUUUAUGACUCGAUUUUUCUGAUGAUCCUAUUCUGUUGAAAGGUGGGUCUUUUUGCAAGGUUUUAUUCAUGAAAGCCAUUUUGCCUUUACCAUUGCCGUAAGCUUUGGAUAGGCAGCAUCUCUGUAAGCUUAGCGUAUAUUCUACCAUGAAAUAACAUUGAUUGGUGCACAUGUUGGAUUAUUUCCAAAAACAAAUUGUAUCACUGCACUGUGUGUCUGUCAGCAUGCCUUUUUACCUGUGUUUCUCAGACUAUCUCAUUUCUUACACUGGCGUCUCAAUCUUACCUCACCGACUGUCUCAGUCAUAGCUCACCAAGUCUCUCUAUCUUAGCUCACCGAGUGUCUCAAUCAUAGCUCUCUGAGUCACCCCAUCUUAGCUCACCGGGGGCGGUGGGGUAGUCUAGUGGUUAAAGCGUUGGCUCGUCACGCCGAAGACCCGGGUUCGAAUCCCCACAUGGGUACAAUGAGUGAAGCCCAUUUCUGGUGUCCCCCGCCGUGAUAUUGCUGGAAUAUUGCUAAAAGCGGCGUAAAACCAAACUCAGUCAGUCAGUCUUAGCUUACCGAGUAUCUCAAUCAUAGCUCUCCGAGUCUCCCCAUCUUAGCUCACCGAGUGUCUCAAUCAUAGCUCACCGAGUGUCUCAAUCAUAGCUCACCGAGUGUCUCAAUCAUAGCUCACCGAGUGUCUCAAUCAUAGCUCACCGAGUGUCUCAACUAUGAUACAUAUUUCUCACCCAUGUCCAACUGUCACUGUAUGUGUCAUUUUUCAUAACAACUUCAGAAUCUCAAGAAUGUAUUGGAGUAUACAUCGUAAUGCAAGUAGAAGAAAAUAUCUGUAUAUUAGAGAGGGAUGUCUGGUAUUAUUGGGAGCUUCAUCGUUUGUUGUGUAAUCCUUUCAUACAGCUACAGCAGAAUAAAUCUUCAUGCAUAUCUGCAGACUAAAGUGUAAUGUCCAUGUUUCAAUGUUAAAUAUUCAUACCAACUUAAGAAUGUUCCAAGCAUUUUUAUGUAAAACUUUUGUGCUCCUGCAUGUAUACUUCUCAAAACAAGUUACGGAACACCCACAAUUGGUGUUGCAAUACACACCAGCCAUGAGA